Aspergillus pseudonomiae is the source of this 2595-nucleotide messenger RNA. RefSeq lists its product as uncharacterized. Gene Ontology annotation, molecular function: ATP hydrolysis activity; ATP binding. The transcript has 8 exons. The coding region runs from base 1 to 2595 and encodes 864 amino acids. The record is from RefSeq and is a predicted model, not a curated record. Lineage: Eukaryota; Fungi; Ascomycota; Eurotiomycetes; Eurotiales; Aspergillaceae.
AUGUCGCCUGCUCCAAAAGCCAUCACCGCACCCCCUUCACCCUUUCUGCAAGUCGCGACGCCUCCUGACAGCCCUCCUCGGUUGUCACCUCUGUGGAACGCAGAUGGAGACGAUCGAAAGCAAGUGCUUGUCGAUGCAAUUAAACAGGUACUGACUGACGAAACGUCUGCUCCCCUACCCUUCAAUACAAAUCCACUGGGACGACUUUUGGAGACUAUUCCGGGCUCUACUCAUCGCUCUUCCACCGUUGUGCCGCCUAAUACCCCACGGACUGCCCCUCUGGGGAGUAUGGCAACGGACGAAGCAAAAGAGCCUAUUGGCCUGAUGGCCCCUUCCCCUAUCGACCCAAGUGCGUAUGCAGACUGGACCAGCGCAGCCACAAACCAUCAUCUCCCAGACAGCACCCAAACCAAGCCCAUUCCAGGCAGUGCCCCUUCUGAGCCAGUGACGAUGGAUCACUUGAAAGAGUUGUUUAUGGCCUUGCUUGAAAGGAAGCUCCAACCACCUGCACCAUCAGUGCUUGCCCCGGAGGAUGCCGAGGAUGCAGCUGCUCAAGCCGCAGCUGAGGGACCUGGAGCCAGAUUCAAACGAAUCAUGGAAAUUUGGGAUAAAGGGACAGCCAGGUACAAGAUCGUGGACUCAAUCGAGCCCGAAGUGGAUGACAUGGACCAAUACGUGUUCGUCGUUCGCGAACACAUCGAUGAAAGAUCCAGAAAAUCGACAGUGUACAUUGAUGUGAAGUCCGAGAUCCUGCGCGACACCCUGCGCGAGGUGUUAGGCGGCGUAAAGGCGAUAAGCCUAAUGGAAAGCAAGCCAAUAAUUGAGCAAACUAUUUUGUUCCAUUUCCUGCCAGAGCUCAAUGCAAAGCUCAAGAGUUUGGCAUCCGCUGAGGGUGUUUUCGAUUCUACAAUCCCAGUUGCCCCUUCUCCGAAUGACCCAGACGCGUACGCGGUUUGGACGGGUAUGGAAGAGCCACGAUGUUCCCUUGGCAAGAGUCAUCUUGGGCACUCUGGCCAUCUGGGUCUGCUUGUUGACCACAUCAGUGAAACCUACACUGCAACCGUCCAGCGCCUUGAACCACUUCUUCAAGGGGGAAACAUCACUUAUGAUCUCCUGGAUAUGUUGUUCAAGCCAGGAUGUUACGUCUAUACCACAUGCUUGGGUACUGGAAAACCACGGUGUGUGAUUUUUGACGCUGGCGUGGAAUUGACAACGCGGGGCGUCACGUACUUCAAGCUGGAAUGCCACUAUCUGGACUACGACGGACAUGUAUUCGGUGAGGUAGGGAUUGAGUUGGCGAUCGUCAAGUAUCGAGGAUCGAAGCCGAUACACUCCCUCGAAGCCUUUCCAUUGAUCUACCAUCCAGACCGCGACCAGGUCUGGCAGGAUCUAGUGACAUGUGGGCGCGAGUUUCAUGAGCUCAUUCGUCGCAGUCAAGGGGGCGCUGUGGCUCCCAUUAGGUAUUGUAGAGGCAGGGCCUUCAUCAUGAGAAACAACAAAGCGAUUGCGAUGAACAUUGACAGUCGAGUUGCGGUUGAUGCCGCGUUCUUUCACGAGAUGGAGCCGAACUAUCAUCGACCACGGAUUUCUGACACCUGGAAUGACAAUUCCACGAUCCGAUUAAUCUCAAUCGAUGCAGAGGAACACCAAGCAGCACUCGAGAGUGUUAAGAGCACCGGCAAAGAGAUGGGUUCAAUGGUGGAUGGAGACUGCGUGAUCUGUUGCCCCACUGUUCGUUGCUUCAGUUUCAACGACAAGUUGUUCCUGGAGUGCGCGGUCAGUGAUUUGCGCAGUGUGGAGUGGUCGCGAGUCGCGUUCGAUCGCCUGCAACUGCCAGAAGACAAACGCCACAUCCUUUUGUCAGUAAUAACAUCUCGCCUGUACAGCAACAGCGAAGUGGUUUUUGAUGACUUCAUCAAAGGCAAAGGACGUGGUCUGAAUGUCCUACUUUACGGAGUGCCGGGGGUCGGAAAGACAUUCACUGUCGAGGCAACGGCCGAAUAUUUCCAAGUCCCUCUCUAUUCGGUUUCUGCCGGCGAGUUGAUCGCUGAUCAUGGUGAUCCCCUUCAAUUGGACAUGGUGCUUGAUCGAAUCUUUCACAUCGCGAAGCACUUCAAUGCAAUCAUUCUAAUAGACGAAGCGGAUGUGUUCAUGGAGAACCGUGCAUCCUACCAUAGUAAUCACAACCGUUUGGUGACCAUCUUCCUGCGGAAGCUCGAAUACUACGGAGGCCUCCUCUUUCUCACCACCAACCGCGUGAUGGAAUUUGAUGAAGCUGUUCUGAGCCGUAUUCAUCUAAAGAUCAAAUACGCUGACUUGACCAAGGAUGCGCGACGGGGAAUUUUGACAAGCUUCCUUGCUGACGCUCGUACUGCGCAAGGCCCUCCUGUCGUCGAACCCAGCGAGCUCGAUCGCCUGGCAUCCACGAGGCUGAACGGCCGCGAUGUUAAAAAUCUUGUUUCUAUCGCGCAAGCCUUGGCUGCGGUCGAUAAGUCACCAGUGACGUAUCAUUACUUAGAAAACGCAGCAAAGGCGAACGAUAAGUUUGACGAGGAGUUCAGCAGCAAUGGCCUGAUGGAUACUUUAUAUACGUAG